GAUGUCUGAUGUCUCCUCCUGUAAGAGGAGGAAACCGAAACACGUCAUCCCCUCCGCUCUGUAUUUAAGUGAAUAAAUCACAUGCUGGACUGUGACUCAACCCCCGGGUUAACUCCUCACGUCAGUGUAACGCUUCGUCCUCUUUGUGUCUGCAGGUCUCCGCACAAGUGAAGCCGCAGCGGUGUUUGCCCUUUAAACACGAGGUGAGUAGAACGGAACCGGAAGUGAGAAGGCUCCUACGUCGCAACGAGGGAACAUAGAUCUCUUUGUAAAUCCGCCGCUCGUUCAGAUUCGUUUGGACUCCCGUUCGUUAAGCAGCAUCAUGUCGGACGAGGGGAAACUGUUCGUCGGGGGUUUGAGCUCCGACACCACCGAUGAAUCGCUGGCCGAGGCCUUCGGUAAAUAUGGCGCCAUCGAAAACUGUGUUGUCAUCAUGGACCGAGAAACGAACCGGUCUCGCGGCUUCGGCUUCGUGACAUACGUGAACCCCGAGGACGCGAAAGACGCGAAGGACGCCAUGGACGGGAAGGACCUGGACCGGCGCCAGAUCCGCGUGAACGAGGCGGGGAAAGGUCGCGGCGGCCGGGGAGGCGGCGGCCGAGGCGGCGGCGGCUACGGUGGUGGCGGCGGCGGCUACGGAGGCGGCGGUGGAGGCUAUGGAGGAGGCGGCGGCCGAGGGAGCUACGGCGGUGGCGGCGGCCGAGGGAGCUACGGCGGCGGCAACCAGAGCUACGGCGGCGGCGGAUGGGGCAACACCGACCGAUAUGGAGGGCAGUAGGACGGGAACCAGUAGCGGGCGCAGCGGCUACUCCAGCAACAGCUCGCCCUACAGGGACAGCUACAGCAACGAGUAAACACCGCCCCGGCGCGACGCCCUCACUUUGGCCCGGCUGCGUCGCUCGAACACGGGCACGACAAACAAAGAUGUCCGCGUGUUUCUGAGCUUCGUUUUUUGUAAUUCUGUUUUUUGUAGCUCGAGCAUCUUAAGAAAAAAAUGUAUCCAUGAGUAUUUUUUUGUUCAUUCCUCAAAUAAACCACGUUACUAAUUCCA
Molecule: messenger RNA, 1051 nt
Organism: Cyclopterus lumpus (lumpfish)
Lineage: Eukaryota; Metazoa; Chordata; Actinopteri; Perciformes; Cyclopteridae
Product: glycine-rich RNA-binding protein 10-like
Exons: 2
Coding region: 323-778 (151 amino acids)
Biological process (GO): positive regulation of mRNA splicing, via spliceosome
Cellular component (GO): spliceosomal complex
Molecular function (GO): RNA binding
Source: RefSeq, a predicted model, not a curated record